AUGCUUUUCCGAACCAUUGCCUCUAUUGCUGUUCUGGCUUGUGCCAGCAACGCCGCCUCCGAGCCCGUGCCUUACAAGCUGAUCAAGGCUCCCGUUGCAGGCCUCAGCUUCGCUCGCCGUUCUACUCCCGGAUACCAGCCUGAUCAGUCUGUCUGCGGUGGUGGCGGUGACACUUGCGCUGAUGCUUGUGGUGCUGGUUACCAGUCUUGCCCUUCUGAGGAUGACUCUACCCACUGUUUCAACCCUACAGCGAAGCAGUCCUGCUGCUACGAUGGCACUGGAAACUCUUGCGAUAAGGGCUACUACUGCAGCCAUGAUACCAAGGCCCAGACCUGGUGUUGCCCUGACUCUAUGGAUCUUGCUGAGUGUGCCGCUGCGUAUGGCGUUGAGGAUGGCCUCAAGACCGAGCGACUCAUGACCACCACUGCUAAGCCUACCACCGCUGCACCUACCACCACUGCACCUACCACCACUGCACCUACCACCACUGUUAUCUCUACCACCGCUGUCCCUACCACCACUUCUCAUCUUGAGACCUCCUCGACCACUGUCUACAUCGUCAGCACCUCUCUUGCCACCACUGAACCUGCCUCAACAACCGAUGUCGCCUCCACCACCAAGCCCGUCGUCGUUAAGACCACCACUAAGGCUGAGAAGACUACCAUUGUUGCACCCAGCUCUGGCCACAGCACGGCCUGGAGUGGUUCCAACAGCACCAUUGCCACUGCCGCCCCUACUCAGCCAUCUGAGCCUGCUUCUGGCCCUGCCGAGCCUUCCACCAUUAGUAGCGGUGCUUCCCUUACUGGUGUGAGCGCCAUGCUUCUCGCUGCUGCUGGUGUCUUCGCACUGCUUUAA
Fusarium sp. VM40 is the source of this 855-nucleotide messenger RNA. The record is from the annotation of a GenBank genome assembly. NCBI's taxonomy places the organism in Eukaryota, Fungi, Ascomycota, Sordariomycetes, Hypocreales, Nectriaceae.